UUCACGUUUAAAAGUACAGCAGUAACACACUACGUUACGACGACGCUUAUCUGUACUGUGUAGUUUCACCAAUUUUGAUUUUUGGGCAAAAGGCCUUUAAUUAACCAGAUAUGGGUAAAAGUGAAAAGAAAAGUAAGAAGCACAGAUCACGUUCAAGGGAAAGAGAUGAACGAAGACGUGACAAAAAGCCGAAAAAACGACGACACAGAUCAAGUGACGAAAGUAGUAGUAGCAGCAGUCCUGAUAGCAGGCGCAGAAAGCAGCCACGCCGCUCUGAGUCAAAUUCUCCAGACAGAAGGCAACACAAACACCGGGCUCGUUCAAAGGAAAGGAGGGUGACAAGUCCUCCAAGAUCAAAGGAAAUGACCAAGGAAGAGAAAAGGAAACAAAAAAUGAUGAUGAAGGCCCUUGAAACUCCAGAAGAGAAGAGGGCAAGAAGACAAGAAAAAAAGUUAGCCAAAGAAAGGAAAAGAAAAGAACAAAUGGGAUGGGAUAAAGAAAUGAUGGGAUAUACCAACCAAGACAAUCCUUUUGCUGAUCCUAAUCUAUUAGAAACGUUCUGCUGGCAUAAGAAAAAUGCUAAACUUGGAUUGAAAGAUGCAGAUGCAAAUGUAAUUAAGAAACUAAGUCGACAUAAACAAGUUGAAAAUAGGCUUGAACUACAGAAGGUUAAACAAAGAAGAUUAGAAAGAGAAAAGGAAAGAGAAGAAAGAGAAAAAGAAAUGGAAUUAUUGCAGAGACAGCGAGAGGCUGAAUCUUUCAAAGAGUGGGAACAACAGGAAGACAAUUUUCAUCUUCAGCAAGCCAAACUUAGAUCCAGUAUAAGAAUUAAAGAUGGAAGAGCUAAGCCAAUUGACUUGCUUGCUCAAUACAUAGCAGAAGAUGAUGAUGGUGAUUUUUCUCUUGAAAUUCAAGAGCCAUAUAAAAUUCUAAUGGGUUUGACAAUCUCAGAUCUGGAACAUUUGCUAGCAGAUAUUGAUAUAUACAUGAAGUUAGACGAAAAGAAGAAUGUAGACUAUUGGCAAGAUAUUACAUUAAUUACGGAGGAUGAGCUGGCUAAACUCAAGAAAAUUGACCCAGAAUGUCAAGAUGGUGCUGAUAGAAGGGAAGGAAUAAACAAUUCUGUUAGCUCAGAAAUAGAAGUUAUUUUCAAAGGAAAAACACACAGCCAGCUGGUGCUUCUUCAGGAGCAGAUCAUCUCUCGAUUAAAUGGUGACGAUGGCGCUGUUGAUAUAGGCUACUGGGAAACGUUACUUCAGAAUUUAAAGGCUUACAUUGCUAGAGCUAGACUGAAGGAACGACAUCAGACCAAGUUGAGGAACAAACUCCUAAUGCUGAGGCAGCAGCAAGGAGUGGAGAGUGAACCUAUGUUUCCAGCUGGGGUACCUGGUACAUCAAGUAAGGCUGGGGUUAGUGGGAGUGGUGAGAUUGAACUCACAGAUUCAGAUGAUGAAGAUGAUUAUGAUGACAAGGAGGAGGAACCAAGAGGAGCAUCAGGUGGAAUGGAAGAAGACCAGCCUGGUGCCAGUAAUGAAGCAGUAGAUGAAGAACCAGAAGAGCUAAUCACGGAAGAGGACCUCCAGCAGCAGAGCCAUGAUGACUACAUUGAUGGCAGAUACUCACCAGUACUGCUGAGGACUAAGGAACUACCUCCUGACACCAUCCUGUUUGAUCCUGAAGAAGACAUGGCCAAGUUAGAAGUUCUUCGUAAAAGGUUAAUGACAACAGGCUCAGCUAAGGAAACUGCUGAGAGCGAGUUCAUUAAGAAGGCUCGCAUGGGCAUGGGUUCUGAUGAGGCAACAUUUGCAGUUGAGAUGGACAUCCAAAAGCAAGAACCCUACCUCUGGUCUGACAAAUACCGACCAAGAAAACCGCGCUUCUUUAAUCGAGUUCACACAGGUUUUGAAUGGAACAAGUAUAACCAGACACAUUAUGACAUGGAUAACCCACCGCCAAAGGUUGUUCAAGGAUACAAAUUCAAUAUAUUUUACCCAGAUUUGAUUGACAAGAGAAAUGCACCAGAGUACACAGUAACACCAUGUCCGGACAAUGAAGACUUUGGUGUACUCCGAUUUAAUGCUGGACCACCAUAUGAGGAUAUAGCCUUCAAGAUUGUGAACAGAGAGUGGGAGUAUAGUCACCGGCAUGGUUUUCGCUGCCAAUUCAGUAACAGUAUCUUCCAGCUUUGGUUUAGAUUCAAGAGAUAUCGUUACAGGAGAUAGUUUUUUUUUAUACUGUAUCUGCAAUUAUUAUUUUAUUUUUGAAGGGGGGAAGCCUUGUAUGGUCAAUCAAUUCAGGGAUGUUAGGAGCUUAUUUAAUUGAUAUCAGAAUUAAUUUUUGGAUUCCCUAAGAAUGAAACAUCACUUGUUUCAUAUGGUCAUCUUAUGCUAAAACUUACAAGUCAAAGUGAUAUAUUUUUUCAAUGAAAGUGACAGAACUUUACAUAAUCAGGAGACAGAUGAAGUCUACUACCUGGAUUGAAGAUACACUAUUAAUAGGCAGAUAUACUGCCAACAGCCAAGUUACUCACUGCACUAAAACAUACAGUAGGUGCCGAUUCCUUUCAUACAGCCAAGGUGUCCUACAUAAACUGUCUCAAUAUUAAGCUUAGGGAGUGGACUUGUUUUUGGCCAUGAGAAAAAAUACUAGGAUUGGAAGGCAAGCAUCUUAACUGCCAAGCUUCAACUCCAUUCGUUUUGUUAUCCUCUGAAGUUCUGUCAUUUUUAUCUUAUACUUGGUUUUAGUUAAACUUGUAACUGGCUACAGUUAUGAUAUUCAUCAUAUUUCUGAAUUGUAUUUAAACUGUGUGUUAUAGUGAGAUGUGUACACAAACGUGGCCUACUAAAAAUGUGUAUAUACUUUUGAAUACAAUAUGUGAAUGUAAAUUUUUAUGUAACAUAAUGUACUGCAUAUUUUACAAUAAAAAUAAUCAAGUACAGUAA
Molecule: messenger RNA, 2942 nt
Organism: Anneissia japonica
Lineage: Eukaryota; Metazoa; Echinodermata; Crinoidea; Comatulida; Comatulidae
Product: cactin-like
Exons: 18
Coding region: 111-2222 (703 amino acids)
Biological process (GO): mRNA cis splicing, via spliceosome
Cellular component (GO): spliceosomal complex; cytoplasm
Molecular function (GO): protein binding
Source: RefSeq, a predicted model, not a curated record